This is a messenger RNA of Ornithorhynchus anatinus (platypus), 3403 nucleotides long. RefSeq names its product peroxisome proliferator activated receptor delta (gene PPARD). Gene Ontology annotation, molecular function: nuclear receptor activity; RNA polymerase II cis-regulatory region sequence-specific DNA binding; zinc ion binding. Gene Ontology annotation, cellular component: nucleus. The record is from RefSeq and is a predicted model, not a curated record. The coding region runs from base 254 to 1588 and encodes 444 amino acids. Lineage: Eukaryota; Metazoa; Chordata; Mammalia; Monotremata; Ornithorhynchidae. Gene Ontology annotation, biological process: regulation of lipid metabolic process; cell differentiation; positive regulation of transcription by RNA polymerase II. The transcript is spliced from 8 exons.
ACGCCGCCGCCCUGCGGGAGGCUAAUGGCCAAAGUUUGGGUGGCGGCGGAGGCGAGGCGGCCAGUUGUCUCUGGCGUCCUUGGCAUGGGCGUGGCCACCCCGAGCCUGCCACCCCUGCUCACUGACCGACCGGGACAGCCGCUCCACACGAGGCUGAGCCGAAGCAUUCUGUAGCGGUCCCUCUGCGGGCGGCCCCAGAUGCUGCCAGAGCUAUGAGCGGGGCUGUAGGCUUGGCACCGAGGCGUGACCAGCAAUGGAGCAGCUCCAGGAGGAAGUACCUGAGGGCCGGGAAGAGGAGGAGAAAGAGGAAGAGGCAGUGACGGCGGCCGCAGUCGGGGCAGCCCCUGAGCCGAACGAGGGACCAGAGAGCUCGCUUCCUUCCAGCAGCUACCCAGACCCUCCCCAGAGCUCUUCUCCAUCCCUGUCGGACCAACUGCAGAUGAGCAGCGAUGGGGGUGCUCCCGGAAGCCUGAACGUGGAGUGCCGGGUGUGUGGGGACCGGGCCUCCGGCUUCCACUACGGGGUCCACGCCUGCGAGGGCUGCAAGGGCUUUUUCCGGCGGACCAUCCGCAUGAAGCUGGAGUACGAGAGGUGCGAGCGGAGCUGCAAGAUACAGAAGAAGAAUCGCAAUAAGUGUCAGUACUGCCGCUUCCAGAAGUGCCUGUCCCUCGGCAUGUCGCACAACGCGAUCCGUUUUGGCCGCAUGCCGGAGGCGGAGAAGAGAAGGCUGGUGGCCGGGCUGUUGGCGAGCGAAGGGGACAGGCAGCACCCUCAGGGGGCGGACCUGAGGGCCUUCUCCAAGCACAUGUACAGCGCCUACCUGCGCAACUUCAACAUGACCAAAAAGAAGGCGCGGGGGAUCCUCACCGGGAAAGCCAGCAGCACGCCGCCCUUCGUGAUCCACGACAUGGACACGAUGUGGCAGGCGGAGAAAGGGCUGGUGUGGAAGCAGCUGGUGAACGGCCUGCCCCCGUACAAGGAGAUCAGCGUCCACGUCUUCUACCGCUGCCAGUGCACCACGGUGGAAACGGUGCGGGAGCUCACCGAGUUCGCCAAGAGCAUCCCCAGCUUCGCCAGCCUCUACCUGAACGACCAGGUGACGCUGCUCAAGUACGGCGUGCACGAGGCCAUCUUCGCCAUGCUGGCCUCCAUCAUGAACAAGGACGGGCUCCUGGUGGCCAACGGCAACGGCUUCGUCACGCGCGAGUUCCUGCGCAGCCUACGCAAGCCCUUCAGCGAGAUCAUCGAGCCCAAGUUCGAGUUCGCCGUCAAGUUCAACGCCCUCGAGCUGGACGACAGCGACCUGGCCCUCUUCAUCGCCGCCAUCAUCCUGUGUGGAGAUCGGCCCGGCCUGAUGAACGUGAAACAGGUGGAGGCUAUCCAGGACAACAUCCUGCAGGCCCUCGAGUUCCACCUCCACGCCAACCACCCCGACGCCCAAUACCUCUUCCCCAAGCUGCUCCAGAAGAUGGCUGACCUGCGGCAGCUGGUGACCGAGCACGCCCACAUGAUGCAGAAGAUCAAGAAGACGGAGACGGAGACCUCGCUGCACCCGCUGCUGCAGGAGAUCUACAAGGACAUGUACUGAUUGGGCGGCUCGGGGCCGGAGCCCCGUCCCGAGCCCGGGCACGCGGCGGGAACCGCCUGACCUGCUCCGGCAAGGUCCCGCCCAGCCCACGUCCCACUGAUUUGGCUCAGCAGUGAGGCGCUCGCUCUCCGGUUCUGUCUUGGCAUCUGUCUGUCUGUCUGUCUCCGUGCCUCCCGCCCUGCCGCUGCCCGCGGAAGCUCGGUUCGCGUUCGCUCACCAGCAGAAGCCAGGGAGGGCUCCCCUCCGCCCUCCCCGGCCCCUCGGGCUCAGGACUGGGGCGAGCCAAGCUCUCUUGCCUUAUGGGCCUAGGGAAGGCCAUCGCUUGUCCGUCAGAUGUCCCAAAUCAACACUAACCCCGCUGGGCUCUCUGGCCCUCCUCGUACCCCUCGAGGGCCUCCCCCGGCCCAACGUGGCCUGCGAGGCCCACGGCUCCUCCUGGCCCCCGGCCCCGGUCCUCCCAGCACUCAGGGGAAUCCGGCUGGUGGGGCCGGGGGCGGGCGCGGGGCAGGAUCCAGGAAGGGGUGCCCCCCCCCACCGCCGACUGCCAUCCCCUUUGGAGCCAGGGGGCUGCACUGGGCCUCCCCAGCCUGGGCUGGAAGCCAGGAGCUAGAGGCCAGAGCUAGGCCACCGCCAGCCUCCACGGCUCACUGGGCCUCACCCCUUGUCUUUCCCUUUCCCUCCCGGGCAGCGUUUACCUCCAGCGCAGGCCCGCUGGGGGGCUGAGGGCCCCACAUUCUCCCCACCUGGAUCCCACCGCCCCCAGCCCCGGGCUGCACUCCUCUACCUCCCGCCCUGGGGCCUACACCACCCCCCCCCCCCCCAACACCCUCUAGUCCCAGGUAAAACCUCUGGCCCUCCCCUAAGUUCCUGCCCCAAGCACUGAAUUCACUUUAACCGUCUUCCCCCAGGUCCAACCCUGCCUCUCCCUUUCCUUCCCUUUCCCCUCCAUUGUCUCCUCUCUCCCGAGGGGCUAGCGGGCACAGAUCUCCCUUUUCUAACUGGCAGAGUUUAGCGGUCUGCUGUGAGGACUGGGUCGGGGGGCAGGCUUGAAAAGACCCCAGUCUUGUCCUCUGAACCUGCCGUCCUCAAGCGCUCAGGGGGUGUGUAGGGGGAGGGGACCGGGCGGGGGCACCCGGAGGGGAUAUCGUGAGAUUUGUCACUGCCCCGGCAGCUUACCUGUCAUAGUCCAGUAGCCCCGGGAUUGCUGCAGAGGAAACAGGCCCUGGCAGGUCUAAAUUGCUGGCCCACUCCUCUAACCACCCCUCCCCAUCCCCUCUCCCCCACCAUCUCCACUGCUUGAGCCUGAGGGGACACAGCUGUGGCAGGAUAGAUUGGCAUCAGUGGUGCCCUUUGAAAGCCCAGUGGCCAUAGGUAGUGAGGUCCGACAAGCUGUCCAGCCUGGAGAAGGGGGUCUGGGCUGAAUCCUCUCCAUCCAUCUAUCCGCCCCCUACCCCAUGAGCAGCCCUAAGAGGGAAAACCUUCUCUUGUCUUCAGUUCCCUCCCACCACAUCCCCCCUGUUCCAUCUCCAACAGGUUUAGGGCUGCAGGGGAGUCUCGUACCUCCCCGCCCCGCCAACUGCCCCCCAGGGCACACCCCCUCUGAUGAACCAGGUCCACCUGACGCUGUGAAGGUGGAGACACUGCCUGCCCCGUGUCUCCUUCUCCCCUCCUCCCCCUCCCCAAUCCCCACACUGCUUGGGCCACACACCCCUCCCAGGAGAUCUCUAUUUUUGCUAGGAGCCCCAAGGACACAUUCGUACCCUAAAAUGUGCUCCCAGUUGGACUGGACUUGAAUAAACAGGACAUGAAAUCUAA